This is a messenger RNA of Vigna radiata var. radiata (mung bean), 1749 nucleotides long. Its product is annotated as pentatricopeptide repeat-containing protein At1g12300, mitochondrial-like. The record is from RefSeq and is a predicted model, not a curated record. Lineage: Eukaryota; Viridiplantae; Streptophyta; Magnoliopsida; Fabales; Fabaceae. Gene Ontology annotation, molecular function: protein binding.
AAAAGAUUUAAAGCUGUGUUAAGCUUUUUAAAUUGGAAGAAAACGUAAAUUUGAAGAAUUCCAUACUAUUGUUUGCAGCAAAGAUGUCGCUUUCAAGAAGUGUCAGGGUUUCUCUUCUUCCUUUCAUUGCCAAGUUUCCUUCUUUUCUUCCAAUGCACAAUUCCCUCUUUUGCUCUCACUUUCACUCUCAAACUUCCUUACACGACGAAGCCGUCUCACAAUUCAAUCGCUUGCUUCAUCAGCGUCAUGUUCCUUCCAUCUUCGAAUUUGGAAAGAUUUUGGGAUUUCUUGUGAGGUUGAAGCGGUACCCUACUGCUAUUUCUCUCAUUGAGCAAAUGGAGCUCAAGGGAAUUCACAAUGACCUUGCUAAUCUCAACCUUCUCAUCAAUUGUUUCUGUCACUUGGACAAAUUGGCUUUCGCUUUUUCUGUAUUUUCCAAGAUUCUCAAACGGGGUUAUCAUCCAGAUGUCAUAACCUUAAAUACCCUCAUGAGAGGUCUCUGUGACAAGGGUGAGGUCAAGGAAGCCCUCAACCUUCACGACAAAGUAAUAGCACUAGGAUUUCGGCUCGACCAACAAACUUAUGGAACUCUAAUCAAUGGAUUGACCAAAAUAGGAGAAACUGAAGCCGCGAUCGAAUUGCUCAGAACAAUUCCAAGUCGAUCAACGGUAAUGUACACCAUAGUUAUUGACUCCCUGUUAAAAGAGAAACGUCCACAAGAUGCUUAUGAUUUGUAUUGUGAGAUGGUUAUUAAGGAAAUUUCUCCUAAUGUUAUUACUUAUAGUACACUAAUUUAUGGCUUUUGCUUGGUGGGACAAGUAGAGAUAGCAUUUGGUUUCCUAAAUGAAAUGCUAUCAAAUAGCAUCCGCCCAAAUGUUUAUACCUAUAAUAUAAUGAUUGAUGCAUUAGGUAAGGAAAAAAAGCUAAGAGAAGCCAAGAAUGUGUUAGGUGUGAUGGUGAAAGCUUAUGUGAAACCUGAUGUUGUUAGCUUUAAUACUCUAAUGGAUGGGUAUAACGUAGUUAAUAAAGUGAAGAAUGCAAAACAAGUAUUCAGUGCAAUGACCCACAUGGGAGUGAGUCCUAAUGUUAGGACCUACAAUAUCAUGAUAAAUGGACUCAUAAGGAAUGAAAGGGUGGAUGAGGCCAUAAAUCUCUUUCAGGAAAUGCACAACACUAAUAUCAUUCCUGAUGGAGUGACUUACAGCAUUCUUAUUGAUGGUUUAUGAAUCUCUCAUGCUUGGGAUCUUUUUCAUGAGAUGCAUGAUAGAAAUCAACCAGCAAACAUAAUCACUUAUAGUUCCUUGAUUCAUGGUUUAUGUAAAAAUCAUCAUCUAGACAAGGCAAUUGAAUUAUCAAGGAAAAUGAGAGAAAAUGGAGUUCAACCCGACAUGUACACUGCAACAAUACUUAUUGAUGGCAUGUGUAGAGAGGGGAGACUUAAAACUGCACAAGAGAUUUUUCAAGAUCUAUUGAAUAAAGGUCACAGUCCUGACAUCCCUACUUAUAAUGUUAUGAUCAAUGGUCUUUGUAAGAAAGGUUUGCUUGAUGAGGCAUUGACCUUGUGGUUCAAAAUGGAAGACCGUGGUUGUUUAUCUAAUGUUAGAACUUUUGAAAUAAUCAUCUCUGCUCUCUUUAAGAAGGAUGAGACUGAAAAGGCAGAGAAAUUUUUGCACGAAAUGAUCUCUAGAGACUUGUUGAAAUGAUGAAAGGUAACACUAUAUUUGAAUAACAAGUUACAUUUAUGUGUUU